Messenger RNA from Drosophila virilis, 1527 nucleotides. Its product is annotated as trifunctional enzyme subunit beta, mitochondrial-like. Gene Ontology annotation, molecular function: acyltransferase activity, transferring groups other than amino-acyl groups. Gene Ontology annotation, biological process: fatty acid beta-oxidation. Gene Ontology annotation, cellular component: mitochondrion. NCBI's taxonomy places the organism in Eukaryota, Metazoa, Arthropoda, Insecta, Diptera, Drosophilidae. The record is from RefSeq and is a predicted model, not a curated record.
UGGCCAUCGCUAGCCAGCGGCGAAAUAAAAUAAAAGCAUCGAUCAUAUAUUGAGACUUGUUAAUAUUAAAAAUGAACGUCCGACUUAUUCAAACACGAAACAAUUAUCUAAAUAUGACAAGCUUUUUUAGAAGACUUGGACACAGGCAAAUGUCCGUCCAAGCCGCAGUACAACCCAAACGAAGCGGAAACAGCCAAAACAUUGUGCUUGUCGAUGGAGUUCGUACGCCUUUUCUGACAUCUGGUACAUCAUACUCGAAUUUAAUGCCCCACGAGUUAGCUAGGCAUUCGUUGCUAUCUCUAUUGCAAAAGAGUAAAAUCAACAAGGAACUUGUUGAUUAUAUUGUCUAUGGCAGCGUUAUUCAGGAGGUAAAAACUUCGAAUAUUGGGCGCGAGGCAGCGCUAGCGGCUGGAUUUAGCGAUAAGACACCUGCCCACACGGUUACAAUGGCCUGCAUUAGCUCCAAUGCGGCAAUAACAACUGGCAUGGGACUUAUUGCUACGAACACGUACGAUGUGAUUGUUGCUGGAGGCGUUGAGUUUAUGUCUGAUGUGCCAAUCCGGCAUUCGCGCAAAAUGAGAGCGCUUAUGUUAAAGGCAAAUAAAGCAAAAACGCUUGGACAGCGGCUUUCGUUACUCUCGACAUUCAGGCCUGGAUUCUUGGCUCCGGAAUUGCCGGCUGUUGCAGAGUUCUCGUCUGGAGAGACUAUGGGUCACUCCGCCGAUCGACUGGCAUCGGCUUUUAAUGUCACACGCAAAGAACAGGACGACUACGCUUUAAGAUCCCACACCUUGGCCAAAAAAGCUCAGGAAAAUGGAUACUUUACGGAUUUGGUGCCUUUUAAAGUUCAAGGUGUUGAUCAAGUUGUCGAUAAAGACAACGGCAUUCGAGUCUCCAGCCCAGAAAGUUUGGCAAAGCUCAGACCAGCGUUUGUGAAACCUUAUGGCACAAUUACUGCUGCCAACGCUUCCUUCUUGUCUGACGGUGCAUCAGCUUGUCUAAUCAUGACAGAGGAGAAAGCCAAGCAGUUGGGCCUAAAGCCCAAAGCAUUUUUACGUGAUUUUCUUUAUGUAUCUCAAGAUCCUGUCAACCAACUGCUAUUGGGUCCUGCCUAUGGAAUACCCAAGCUCUUGAAGAAAGCCGGAAUCACACUGAAAGAUGUGGACACUUGGGAAAUUCAUGAAGCCUUUGCUGGUCAAAUUGUGGCCAAUUUGAAAGCCUUAGAUUCUGAUUGGUUUUGUAAAACAUAUUUGGGUCUGAACGAGAAAGUAGGGGCUGUAGAUUUAACCAAGUGGAAUAACUGGGGUGGAUCACUAUCUAUUGGUCACCCAUUUGCUGCCACAGGAGUUCGUCUAUGUAUGCACACCGCCAACCGCCUGGUACGCGAGGAUGGAAAGCUUGGUGUAGUUGCGGCAUGUGCUGCUGGUGGACAAGGCGUGGCCAUGCUUAUAGAGCGUUAUCCUGGAGCAAGCGCCGACUGAAUAUAUAAUUUGCUAAGUACUUUUCAAUAAAAUAUCUUUUAAUAAA